Molecule: messenger RNA, 1470 nt
Organism: Arthroderma uncinatum
Lineage: Eukaryota; Fungi; Ascomycota; Eurotiomycetes; Onygenales; Arthrodermataceae
Exons: 4
Coding region: 1-1470 (489 amino acids)
Source: RefSeq, a predicted model, not a curated record
AUGCCCUCCACAAGCGAGCCCAGCCCUCCUCCAGCAGGCCAGGUUACCCGAUUACCGGCUCCUGACAUUCGAGCCAUGAAGGAGUUUAUGGCUCAGCUUAAGGGGCUGAUCUCAACUCCAGGUUUUAGCGCCAUUUCGACAGUUUACGAUAACAACACAGAGCUGCAGAGUCAGCUACAAGCCAAGGAUGAGGAUAUUAAGAAACUAAGGGAGGAGAUGGAAAAGAAGGAAAAGAAUAAGGAAAUAGCCAUCAACGAGAUGUUUGCAGCAAAUGAACAGGAGAAAAAUAAGUAUAACAAAAUAACUAAAGAGGUGAAAACCCUUCAAGACGCCGUUGGCGAAAAAGAAGAGAAGCUUGCUGAGCAGGAAAAAUCGAUGCAUGAACUUACGAGUAAUCACACGAAGCUCAAAUCGGACUAUGCAAGUCAAACGGAGGAUCUUACACGGUCCCAAAAAGCCACCGGCGACCUAGAAGAAAGGCUUAAGGCGAAAGAAUCAUUGAUUGACAGGAUGAAAUCAGCAGGGUCGGAACAGAGACAGAUACUCGAGUCACAUAAAAAGAAGUUCAAAGAAUUGAAGGACCAGAUAUCCUCGUUAGAGAGCUCGCUGCAAGCCAAUCAAUCUCAACUAAAGAAACUGGAAUCGUUUGCAGCAGGAUAUCAGGAAAUGGAUGAAGCUUCCAUCGUUGAUAAGUUUGACGAGCUUUGGGCCUUUGCCACAACAGAGAUGCACUCAUGUUUGAUGGAAGACUUGUCUGGUAACGUUCUCCAGGACCGCGCAGCCUGGGACGAUUUUAGGAAGUGGACUGACACUCUCCGGCACCGUGUCCCACUCCCAUACUCCAACUCCAAGGCAGCAAAGGAUAUGCGCCUAAUUCUAGUUUUGGCUGUUCUUGCGAGAGAAAUUGACCGUCAGAUAUUCCAACCAACAUAUAUUCUCCCUGAAGAUAACCAGCUUCGAGAGAUACUGGUUGAUCUUGCAGCAACAGACAGGGAGAAAGAGCUAUUCUGUCGGUGUUUGCUUCUUUCAGUUGAUCCAGAAGCACAGGCUAAGGCUUGUCGUUCCCGGAUUCAAGCAGUUGUAACGAAUACAUCGCCGUGUUGUUUCAAGUUGCUUUCGGAAUCAAAGUAUGAGGAGUUCCGUCGGUGUAUAGAGAAAAUUGCCCACAGAGCCGCGGAUGUCUGGCACCCAAUUCAACGCGCCAAGUGCAAGUAUGAGCCGGACUUUGAACCAACAGAGUCCGGAGACACCGAGUGGAAACCCUUUGUCUUCCCAGGAGCCCCAGACAACGGGUCAGCGCCAGAAGAGAGUCGUUCAAGUGAUGGAGCCCAAGCUGAAGAGCUCCUUACAGUGUUUCCUUGUAUCUCUGCUAUCGAGGAUAACUUGCGCUAUCCAUUGAAUACUGUCGUUCAGGUCUGGAAGCCACUACCGCACAUCAAAUCGUGCGCGGAGGAGGUCUAUUACUUCUAG